Boeremia exigua is the source of this 1737-nucleotide messenger RNA. Its product is annotated as major facilitator superfamily domain-containing protein. Gene Ontology annotation, cellular component: membrane. The record is from RefSeq and is a predicted model, not a curated record. Lineage: Eukaryota; Fungi; Ascomycota; Dothideomycetes; Pleosporales; Didymellaceae. Gene Ontology annotation, molecular function: transmembrane transporter activity. The transcript is spliced from 2 exons. Bases 82 to 1605 code for a protein of 507 amino acids. Gene Ontology annotation, biological process: transmembrane transport.
CUCUUCUUAAUCAAACCAGCGAGGUAUAAAUAUGAGAAAGAAGCAUGAUGUACCGCGAUCUGUGCACCAGAGUCUGUCAAGAUGGGCGUUGAGGUGACAAAAUCGUCGAGCAAUGGCCACAGAGGCCUUGGUCGGAUCAUUCCUUAUUUCAGGAACGAAGAAAACAUUCUUCGUACCAAGCUCGACUGUUUCCUGUUGCUCUGGAUGUUCGUUGCGGGAAUCAUGAAAGAGAUGGACCAGAGCGCGACGACACAAGCAUAUGUCAGUGGCAUGAAAGAGGAUCUGGCCUUGUACGGCAAUGAACUAAAUUGGUUCCAAACCUACUUUUCCAUUGCCUAUGCCAUAUUCAUUGUGCCAUCGCAGAUGCUGCAGACCAAGCUACGCCCAUCUUUGUGGCUACCGUUCGCCGAAAUCGCCUGGGGUAUUCUGACAUUGUUUACGUACAAAGCGAAAAGCGCGACAACAAUCUACAUACUACGGUUUUUCCUUGGUGCACUAAGUGCGACCUCUUGGCCAGGCAUAACAUCGCUGAUUAUGACGUGGUAUACCCCGUCUGAGCUUGCUUUCCGACUGGCUAUUUUCAAUGUGUCGGACGUAGCUGGCGCAAUGUUUCUCGGCGUGGUCCAAGCAGAGCUUUACGUCAACAUGAAUGGAGUCAAUGGCUUGGCGGGAUGGCAAUGGCUCUUCAUCGUCUCUGGAGCUAUUACUACCCUACUUGGCUUCCUUGGGCUUAUCAUCGUUCCAGACUCGCCCGUCAAUACUCGCGCCAUCUGGCUUACGAAGCGUGAAAGGGAAUUGUCACGCGAACGUUUGGAACGUCACGGUAUGCAAGCAGCUCGGUUGGUCCCUCUAAAGGUACUUCGCACGAAGCUGGCUUUACUCAUCAAGCAUCCUUUGACAUAUCUCUACAUUGCUGCUUUCGCGCAGAAUGCUUGGGCGCAUCGUGCGAACUCUUACAUCCUACUCUAUCUCAAGGGUGUUGCAGACUCAGCUGGAGACAGGCUGUACACGACAUACCAAGUCAAUCUCAUCCCUCUCGGCGGCUACGGGUUGCAGAUUAUCACGAACGUUGGCAUUAAUGCGCUAGGUGAUUGGAAAGGCUGGCGCUGGCCAAUCUUCGUUGGUUCCGGGCUGGUACACAUGAUUGCCUGCGGGAUUCUGACAGGUUGGCCAAGCAGCCAUCCCACAAUCAUGUUUGCCUAUUUCUUGACCUACGCAACAAAUGCCGGCGGUCCUGCCCUGAUAGCAUGGCUGGCGGAACUACUACGACUCGAGCCCGAAGCCCGUGCCAUCGUCAUUGGCAUGAGUGUGACCAUCGUAUAUGUGGGCCAUGCCACCAUACCAUUGGGAGCUUGGAAAGCGGUGGACGCUCCACACUAUACCAUCGGGUUUCCACUUGCGUUAGCUCUUGCCGCUGGCGCAAUCGGGGUGGUGCUGACCAUGCGGUUCUGGUUUGUAAAGCAGAACCCGGAUCUCGCCACGACUGGAUACGCUGGAGGUAUCGGGGUAGAAGAGUAUCCUGAAGACGAAGGUGUUAAUACAAAGCUCGACGCAGAAUUGGGAGAGCAACCUACCAAGGACGGAACGCAUGUUCGCCAUCGAUAGCGACCUUGUGCCACAUCGAUUAUCUUAUGGUAUUUAGCCGUGUCAGGAGCACGAAUUAAAGUCUUGUGCGUCACAGAUAGGAGCCAGGUUUGACUCCAGGUCACAUCGAAGUCAAUGUAGUGAGAAUCGAGG